Naegleria lovaniensis is the source of this 258-nucleotide messenger RNA. RefSeq lists its product as uncharacterized. The transcript is spliced from 2 exons. The coding region runs from base 1 to 258 and encodes 85 amino acids. The record is from RefSeq and is a predicted model, not a curated record. Lineage: Eukaryota; Heterolobosea; Eutetramitea; Acrasida; Naegleriidae.
AUGUCUCCUUCACCAUUCACUCACCCUUUCAUUCAGGUCAUUAUGCAUUUGACCUCUCCAGUAACCUCCAAUUUAUUUGUUUUCUUUUCCUUCAAGGUCAAUCAUUGGGGAAAGAUCAAAGCCUCGUUACUGGCAUCUAAAUUGCUCCGAACCAAACCACGCAUGGCAUCUUCCUCUGUUGCGUCUUCAUCCACUACUACCAUCAAGGAUGUCUCUUCAACAACUACCAACCCAACGGCAUCAUCUCGUUCCCAAUAA